GGCGGGCGCGCCGCGAGAACUUGCAAGUGUGCGAAGGAAUCCGGCGCCCAUGAGAGCGGGAGGCGAGGAGGGCAAAGUGGAGGCUGCAGGCGAGACCCCGUCGCCGAGACCCGCUCGGCCCGGCGCUCCCGCCCAGGCGCGGGGCUGGGCGCUUCUGGCUUUUUGAUUUAUUUUUUCUCCUUUUAAAAAAAUUUUUUUUAAUUUUUUGGGUGCAUUUCCCCCCCCUCCCGUUUCCAUUCUCCUUUCCCCUCUCCGCUCCCUCUCUCCUUUAAAGCGACACCAGCGCUCUCUUUCUCUACUCUCCGUGCAUCACCCACCCCUGGCUGGCGCUUAUGGGCAUGAAACACUCCUCCCGCUGCCUGCUCCUAAGGAGGAAAAUGGCGGAGAACGCAGCCGAAAGCGCCGAGGUCAGCAGCCCCCCGUCACAGCCCCCUCAGCCCGUGGUCCCCGCCAAGCCUGUGCAAUGUGUCCACCACGUGUCCACCCAGCCCAGUUGCCCAGGCCGGGGCAAGCUGUCGAAGCUGCUGAACCCGGAGGAGAUGACCUCGCGCGAUUACUACUUUGACUCCUACGCUCACUUCGGGAUCCACGAGGAGAUGCUGAAGGACGAGGUGCGGACCCUCACGUACCGGAACUCCAUGUACCACAACAAGCACGUGUUCAAGGACAAGGUGGUGCUGGACGUGGGCAGUGGGACCGGGAUCCUUUCCAUGUUUGCCGCCAAAGCAGGAGCCAAGAAGGUGUUUGGGAUCGAAUGCUCCAGUAUCUCCGACUACUCAGAAAAGAUCAUCAAGGCCAACCACUUGGAUAACAUCAUUACCAUAUUUAAGGGUAAAGUGGAGGAGGUGGAGCUCCCGGUGGAGAAGGUGGACAUCAUCAUCAGCGAGUGGAUGGGUUACUGUCUGUUCUAUGAGUCAAUGCUCAACACGGUCAUCUUUGCCAGGGACAAGUGGCUGAAACCUGGAGGGCUUAUGUUUCCAGACCGGGCCGCUUUGUACGUGGUCGCAAUAGAGGACCGACAGUACAAGGACUUCAAAAUCCACUGGUGGGAGAAUGUCUAUGGCUUUGACAUGACCUGCAUCCGGGACGUCGCCAUGAAGGAGCCGCUGGUGGACAUUGUGGACCCGAAGCAGGUGGUGACCAACGCCUGCUUGAUCAAGGAGGUGGAUAUCUACACGGUGAAGACGGAGGAGCUGUCCUUCACGUCUGCCUUCUGCCUGCAGAUCCAGCGCAACGACUACGUGCACGCUCUGGUCACCUAUUUUAAUAUCGAGUUUACCAAGUGCCACAAGAAAAUGGGCUUUUCCACAGCCCCCGACGCCCCCUACACUCACUGGAAACAGACCGUCUUCUACUUGGAAGAUUACCUCACCGUGCGGAGGGGGGAAGAAAUCUACGGGACCAUAUCCAUGAAGCCAAAUGCCAAAAAUGUGCGAGACCUCGACUUCACAGUAGACUUGGAUUUUAAGGGCCAGCUGUGCGAAACAUCUGUAUCUAAUGACUACAAGAUGCGUUAGCACAGCGGGCGGCCGCAGAGCCAGCGGGACGCAGACCUCUGCCCUCCAUCGCGAGGAAUACUUUGCCGGACCCCAGCCCGAGCCGCGAGCCCCGAGCUCCGCCUGGAAGAUUGGUGGGCCCUGCCCCCCGGACAGAGAGCACCCCCCCACCCCACCCCGCGGCCCCCAGCUCUGCUCUGAGAUCCCUCACACAGGCUUCGCCAAGGUCGCGGACACAGUGCCACCCCCAAGUGCUCGAGCGUGGGGGGGGUGCGGGGAGGGGUGUCCCCGCAGAGGGCCAAGUCCUCGUGUAACCCCCGUUGUCCUCCUUAACUGUGAACCUCCGAAUCUUCCAAGUUUUGCAUGCUGCAGGCUCCUAGGACAGACUGCUUCAUAGAACCUGGAGGCGUAGUGUUUUUCGGUAGCAUCAGCCAGAUUCUCCGCGCGGUCGUGGUGUGUGCAUGCCUGCGGCGCCUGUGUGUGCAUGCAUGGAUGGCCGGGCGGGCACGCGUGCGCGUCCCUCCUGGGGUGCCUGUGUGCGUGCCCACGGCGCCCAUGUAUGCAUGCAUGGACGGCCGGGAGGGCGGGCACGCGUGCGUAUCCCUCCCAGGGUGCGUGUGUGCGUGCGUGUGUGCAUGCCUGCAGCGCCCGUGUGUGCACGCAUGGAUGGUCGGGCGGGCACGCGUGCGUGUCCCCCCCCCCCGGGGUGCGUGUGUGCGUGCGUGUGUGCAUGCCCGCAGCGCCCAUGUGUGCAUGCAUGGAUGGCCGGGUGGGCACGCGUGCGUGUCCCUCCGGGGGUGCGUGCGGCCGUGUGCGUGCGUGCGUGCGUGCUUGCGUGCGCGCGUAGACGCUCUAGUGCGCUCAGAGGAGAUUCUGUCGCUUUCCAGUAGGACCUUGUUUUGUGUUUAGUUCGCCCCACCUCCCCCACCAGAUGUUAAGCAGCUAUGAAAACGUUCCUCGUAGCGCGGCCCCGCUCGGGGGCUCCUUCCCACGAGACCGGGGCUCGAGCCCCGAGCACAGUGCCACGCCACGCGCUGGGCACUCAAUAAACGCACACGAGAGUCGA
Sorex araneus (European shrew) is the source of this 2562-nucleotide messenger RNA. RefSeq names its product protein arginine methyltransferase 8 (gene PRMT8). Gene Ontology annotation, cellular component: plasma membrane. Bases 333 to 1517 code for a protein of 394 amino acids. The transcript has 10 exons. NCBI's taxonomy places the organism in Eukaryota, Metazoa, Chordata, Mammalia, Eulipotyphla, Soricidae. Gene Ontology annotation, biological process: peptidyl-arginine methylation. Gene Ontology annotation, molecular function: protein-arginine N-methyltransferase activity. The record is from RefSeq and is a predicted model, not a curated record.